AUGAAGCAAAUGAAAGUGGAAACUGAAGAUGUCUAUGGAAAGAUAACACAGCCAAUACCCCCACCGCCACCUCCACCACCACCACCACUUCCAAGGUUCUGGGUUCGGAACAAUGUUACUGAGAGUGUCACAAAGCAAGAGAUUGCUAAGUUUUGGAGGCAGAAGCGUAUGGAGGAAGAGGAUCACUUCCUUGCUGCUAUCAAGGCUGCUGCACGGUUCAGGGAUGAACUCGUAGAGGUUGCAAAGCCUCAAUUUAGAGUUGAUACCUCCCAUAGAAGUCAAGAGGAUGACUAUAAGCAAUUUGAAGAUUCAUUGAAGGAUGACGAUGAUGCUAAAGAGAACGACACUACAAGCCUCAAUAGCAGCAAAGAUGCCAAGAACAACAGCGAAGUCCGCGUGGGAAUAAAGGACUGCAAUGGAAGCGAUCAAGAAGGUCUUGAUUAA
Dovyalis caffra is the source of this 444-nucleotide messenger RNA. The record is from the annotation of a GenBank genome assembly. Lineage: Eukaryota; Viridiplantae; Streptophyta; Magnoliopsida; Malpighiales; Salicaceae.